GGAAGGGGUAACCUAGCAACCAUUGGGCUCAGUGCAGUCACAAAGCAGCAGACUUGUCCACAGCACCGAGGACAUUGCUCCUUGAGUCUGUCCCAGUUUAUGCUCCCACCACCAUUCCAUGGGAGCUCCUGUUACUCAGCCUGACCGCUAAGUGGUCUUCAUUCCAUCAGAAACACUACAAUGGCAACGGAGGUGAGGACUCAGCUGGCUGAACAUCCACUGAAAAAUCCAAAAGCUACGCUGAAACCCAAGAAGUCAGGGCACAGUAGACUGCAGAAAGAACCGGCGAUCCCAGGCAAUGUGGAUUUGGAGGGGAUCCAAGAAGAGCUGAGGGCCCCCAGGCCCCAAAUUGCUGGUGCCUACCGAUUUGGACAUCUCAGCAACCACUCCUUCUUCUCCAGGCAUCACCCCCAUCCCCAGCGUGUGACCCACAUCCAAGGUCUCAGUGGGAAGCCUAUCUGUGUCGUCAGGGACGAGUUCUCUCUGAUAUCCUUACCUCAGUUUACACCCUUAACCCACUCUCCGAUGGGGAUGCCCACCACUUCUGUGCCCAUUGGGGACCCACGGUCAAAUCGGAAUCCCCAGCUCCCUUCUGAGGCCUGGAAGAGGGAGCUGAAGAAGCUGACUUCCCGAGUGGCAGUCUUUACCAAGGAGACAGAGCUGAAGAACAAAGAGGUGGGUGCAGAGCCAGGAAGGAGUCUGGGAAUUGAGGAAGCAGACUCAGUGCUAUGUAAGGAAGUUCCUCGAAGCUCCUCUGUUGGCCCGACGAAGAGGCUAUCAGUGAGGCAGAAGGAGGAGCCUCAAAGGGACCAGAGAGCAAAAUACUCCACUAAAUCCGGAAGGCUCAUCUCCACCUCCACCGAAGCUCUCAGCCACCAUAGCGUCCGCCAGAGUCAGCGGAGCCGCCCUUCCAGCAUAGCUAGAGGAACCCAGGCCUCCCUCCUGCAGGAUCAGGAGCUACAGACUCUAGAACUCCUUUGCCAGAUUCUACAGACGGAUUCACUGAGUGCCAUCCAAUUCUGGCUGCUCUACGCACCCCCUCAGGAGAAAGACCUCGCUCUGGGACUCCUGCAGACUGCUGUGGCUCAGCUCCUUCAAGUUCAAGAACCACCUUUAGAGAAGCUGCAGGCUUACAGUCAAUCCCACAAGAAGACAAAGUCACCACUUCUACCCAAAAGUGAAAGACCAGUGUACAUCGGAAAAGCCCAAGUCCUCCAGGUGCACUUCGGCAAAGACCCAGAAGAGAACACAUCAAAGCCAAAGGCAGAGAGCUGAGGGUGACAGGGCAGAGCUAGGUAACUUCGCCUGCAUUGCCCGCAUCGCCCUCAGGCGGCCCGUGAGUUCCAGGAGUCCCUGCCCCACCACCUGCAAGGAGCCCCUAAUCAUCUACCAGAGUCUGCUAAUAAAGCCCCAUCUUCCUUUGGAAGGGACAGUGCCCCUCUCCUGGCUGAAGGAGUUCUGAGCUUGGGGUUGUUUCUCAGAAGAGAGAGAGCUCCUUGAAACAUCCACUCCCACGGAGAAAGCACAGAUGCUGCUGUCCACAGGAGCUGACCUGGGUCUUUUACAUUCUGGUAAACUGAGAUACAGCUGAGAAACAUUCUGGAACCAAACACCACAGGCUCUGGAUUUGUUAGAACAGGGGUCAGGGAACCCACAUUCUCCUUAGGAUGAUCAUUCUUGCCAAGAAUCAUUCCUUUAUGCGCCAGGGACUGAGGCAGAGACAGAUAAUAGCUGAUGACAUGUGCCAUGUGGGGAACUGUUCUAUGUAACUACACAGUACCACAUGUGAUUCUCCCAAAAGGCCCCAUAGGUAGGCUAUUAAUGUCAUUGCCCCAUUUGGUAAGUGAAUAAACUGAGCCACAGGUGAAACAAUUUGUCCAAAGUCACAGUUAACAAAUGGCAGAGCAAAGAUUAAACCCUAGAUGUCUAGCUCUGGAACCCUGGCUCACACAACAACUCUCCACAAAAGCUGGGGUUACAUUUCUGAAAAGUAUAAAGAGUCAGCUACAUCGAGGAAAAAAGGAGUAUUUAUAAGCAUGAUCCAGAUGACAGCCAUAGUGUCGCUGUCCUUUAGAUUUAGAGACGGUAGCUUUGACCCCCUGGGAAACACACAGAAAGCUGGGGAGGAUUUACAAAGCCAUGGCCAUUUGUGACUCGCCAGACUUAGUUCAUGGGCCAGGUGACUCCAGCCUGUGCUUCUGGUACUGCUGCACAGCCUGUUCAUUCAGAGGACUUCUCUUCCAGUAGUGGUGUCCAAAUCCCCAUUCACACACAACUUGGCAGGUUUCAGGCUGGGUGGGAAUUUGCUGCGAAUCCAGCAAACAGCUUCACAGUAUUAAACCACCCCAUUUCCAGAGUCCUCAGCCUCUCUUCCACAUGCAAUACCUGGGCUUCUCUCAGCCUUUCCCCUGCCACCAGUCUGCCCCCAGAAAUCCCACUUUAGUUCUCCAAUUUUUAAACUGUGGUGAAAUAUGCAUAAUAAGUUUACCAUCUUAGCCAUAUUUAAGCGAACAGUUCAGUGGCAGAACCUGCCUUGGAAAACUGAAACGCUGAACCCCAUUUUUUCUGCCUCAACCCCGGGAAACCACCUUUUUUUUCUGUACCUGUGUAUUUAGCUACUCUGGGUUCCUCAUAUAAAUAGAAUUAUACAAUAUUGUCUAUUGUCUCUAGAUUAUUUCUCUGAACUUAAUGUCCUCAAGGUUUAGCGUUGUGCCAGAAUUUCCUUCCCUAUUAAGGCAAACUCUUUCAUUGCAUGGAUAUAUCACACUUCUUUUAUCCAUUUAUCUAUUGAUGAUAUUGAGUUGUUCCCACUUUUGCCCCCUGCAAAUAGUGCUGCUAUGAGUAGAGCUAUACAAAAGUGAUUGAUUUUUAUGUCACAUGUCAUCAGGAGACCUGGAAAAAUCAGAGUUAGCAAAAAUAGUAGAGUAAUAUUCAUGUCAGAAUGUAUAGCUGGAGUUAGGGGUUGUAGCAUGCAUGAGGUCCUGGGUUCAAUCCCUAGCACCAAAAGGGGAUGUGGUCUGAGCAAGGCUAGUAAAAGAGGCUUGAUAAAGAUGAAGGUUAGAUGGAUAGAGGAUGAGGAGAAAGACUUGAUCUUUGUGGCUCCCUGGGCAGAGCUAAGGUUUGCAGUCAGAAAAGAUGUCAGCCAACAUUUCUGUUGCUGAGAAAUCCAUGCCAUGGCUGGACCUACCUGUGGGUGCCACAGUGAGGGUUUUCCAUGUGCUCUGGGACACCUUUCCCUUGUCACUUAAGAUGACUUUCCAGCCUACUCAUUCCUGAUGAAGUAAAAGAGAACCUGAUUGUUGAGCUAGCAAAUGGACAAGGAGCAGCCAGGAACUGGGUCACUGGGACACUCACUGUCCUGUGUAUUCUGAAGCCAAGACUCCUAGGAGUGGCUCUCUCCUCUUCAAAUUCCAAUCAUUCUAAUCAGGGUUUUCCGAUGUAUGGUCAAAAUACCCAGUGUAACAAACUCAGGUGGCAUAAAGGAACAUUUUGUAUCUACACAUCUGUAUUUAAUUUCAUGUGUAUGAGAAACAACACAUCAGAACAAUGGUGCGUGCAUAUUACUGCUUAGACAAAACUGUAUCUAUUUUGGUGAAAAAGAGAUAAAUGUAAAGAAACAUCGAGGAAUCAUACAACUGUAACAAAAUCCAUGACUUGGUGAUGGGCAUGGCUCAAAUUGAGGGGCAGGCCUGGUGUCCCCGACUGAGAGCAGGACUCCGCAUUCUGAUGAAUCUGGAUUCUAAAUACAGAAACUUCACUUUCUAGCUACAUGACCUUAGCUUUCUCUAGAUCCGUUAGGGACAUGUGACAUAAAAAUCAGCUGUACUCAUAGUAGCAUUAUUUGCAAUGGACAAAAAUAACCCACUGUCAUCAAUAAAUAAAUGGAUAAAAGAAAUGUGGUAUAUCCAUAAAUAUCCAGUGAAAUAAUAUUUAGCCUUUAAAAGGCAGGGCAUUCUGAUACAAGAGUAACCUUGAGAGCAUUGUUGUGUGAAAUAAUGUUGUCAUAGAAAGAUUCCUCUAGUUUCUGCCUAUUGACUUGCCUAUUCUGGUCUUUCACAUAAAUGGUCUUUCCCAUAAGUUUGUACUUCAUUGGCCAUUUGCACAUCUGUUUUGCAGAACUGUCUAUUCAGAUCUUAGUGAGUCUUUAAAAACAAAAUUCCUACUUUGCAUGCAAACAUAUUCCAUUCCAAUUGGAACUCUUCUAGCUCUACAAGGAAAGUGCCUCAGAGGUUUUGUUCAUGUUUGUGUAACUCAGCAGCUCACAAAUUCCACUAAGCUAAGGUCUUGUUUGCUCCCAGAGAUUAUUAACGUAAGGUAAUUAUUGCUUAUAUGCUUUCUUCCUGCCAGCAGGUGGGAAAAAUAAAAGUGCCUAG
Messenger RNA from Cavia porcellus (domestic guinea pig), 4373 nucleotides. RefSeq names its product thymus, brain and testes associated (gene Tbata). The transcript is spliced from 11 exons. Lineage: Eukaryota; Metazoa; Chordata; Mammalia; Rodentia; Caviidae. The record is from RefSeq and is a predicted model, not a curated record. The coding region runs from base 181 to 1275 and encodes 364 amino acids.